AUGGCCGCGGCAGGCGCGAGGGCGCAAAAGCCCGUGGGUUCAGCACCAUGGAUCGCCGCAGAGAAGGAAAACAUGGCCGAACUCGUCGAACAAGAGUUGGAAGAGGUCGAAUAUCCAGUCCGACAUGAACUGGAUUGGCUCAAUGAACAUAUGACCGAAAUCUUCUCCAAGGGCCAAGCAAACUUUGCGGAUGUGUUCAAAACUCCGGGGAAAAUGAGAGGCAAAACUCCUCGCACCGCGCGGAAACGCGCCCCAGAAGAGUCUCGGAUGGUGAGUGCCACACCUGUGGGCUUGAAUCCGGGUCGCCCUCUAACGCAGCCUUUACAGCCUUUGAGUGAGAUAUUUUCAUCGGCCCAAAAACAACUAGAGAACCAAGCAAGCCCCAGUCCCUUCAUACAUCGCGUGGUAUCCAAGCCCCCCGCGACCACAUCGACAGUGCCCCGCACCAAGGACACAACAGAGCAAGCGUCGCAACCACAGUACCCUGAUCUCAGCCAGAACCUCAACUCGUUCCCCAAAUAUAACACAGACUCUGGAUACCAUGGUUUGACAGAUGAUGACGACAUGAUAUUGCCUGACGUGCAACCAGAAUCACAAACCUCUACUCAGCCCUUGGAGACAGACGAUCAUAUGAGCUCCGACACUCAGGAGGUUGAUGUCUCACUUGGCCAGCAGCAUACAGAAGACUCUUUCCAUUCCGCGCAGGAGAAUGUCCGCUCCCGAGCGCAGACCAUCGAGCCCCCCAACGACCCAACCCCGACUCAAACGCGAACAACGCACCCUGUCGAACCAGGUCCGAAGGAAUCCAGUCUGGAGAUUCCAUCGACGCCGACGCAGAAGAAGACAUCACAGACCACAGCGAAGAUUGCGGACAAGCAAAAGAGACCGUCUGAAGAGAAAGAAGCUGAAUCGAAACAAGUCGAUGAGCCAGUCACAAACCUGUCUCCUUCGCCGGAGAAGGCUCCAGUGGCCGAAACAACUCGAUUCGAAGACUUCCAAAUGGAAGAAGAAACAAUUGAGGAUACUACAAAGGAAGAUACUAUGCUUAAUGGCCUUGAUGAUAUUGGCUCUCCCUCGGAUGGUUCUACUCCUGAAAGACCCCUAGUCCGAAAGAGUAGCUUGAGCUUUGCCUCACUCCCUGCGCGGGAGCCGCUCUCAAAGUCCUUGGGAGGUUCGCGUCUCUCACGAACAAGCCAUGUGGACCCGGCAAAGAUGAACAACGCCGGACGUCCCAGCUACUUUGGGCGACAGACUGGAGGUCAUAGAAUGACCCAGCCUGCUACGGAAAAUAACGCCGAUUCUGCAACAUUGGAUGUUGAGAGCGACAAACAAUCGAGUGAUGGUCCGGAUCCUGAACAAGUUACCAGGAUGCACAGCAAAAAGUCUACUCAGACUCUACACGAGAGGAUCAGCAUGCUAGGCAAACUACAGCCGGCUCGGCCACGAAAAUCAAUUUCAUCUGCUCCUGUGGCAGCAACUGGGCAAGUGCCUUAUCCCGAACUUCCAGCUUCCAAGCCUGAGGCAAAGCCAGAAACCUUGACUCAGAAGGCUGAGGCACCAGUUUCAGAGCCUCAGUCAAAUGAUGAUGAAUGGAUCAAGCCAUUGAGUUCUCCGCAACGCGUGGAGCUUACUAAGAGCAAGACCAUGGACAUCAUGGAAAAGCUCUCCGACCUUGAUAAAGAUCGUACAGCGAACAAAAAGGAACAAUCCACCACAGAGCCAGAAAGACCCAAAUCAUCUACCUCAUUAUUCUCAUCUCCGCGGCCUUUUGGUCACCAACAAAGCGCUUCUCUGUCUCAUGUUUCUGCUGAUAUGUCUACCACUCCGACCGGCUCUCCCAGGCGCUUUGAUGGUCCAAUUAGUGCCUCGAAACUGAGACUGCAGUCGAUCAUGAAAUCUGCGAAAGGCCUGUUCUCGAGCACUGGAAACACACCCAGGCUGGAAAGCUCGUCUCCUGAGCAGCAUCGUGUCAAGCGAGCCGCUGAAGCUGCAGAUACUAGUGACCGAACUGCAUCAAAACCAACCAAGACUGUCAGUCCUCCUCGACAAGAGGGUCGCCGAACACGAAGCUCUACCGAGAAAGAAGAGAAGCGCCGACAACAUGAACGAGAGGAGCGAGAGGAACAGGAACGCGAGGAGCAAGAUCGGGAAGAGCGAGAAGAACAACAACGGGAAGAGGCCCGCCUCGAGAAAUCUCGGGAACAGGAAAGGUUAAGAGCCUUGCGACUCAAGGCGGCUCAGGAUAAGUCCUCGAUGGAGCCGGAAGAGAAGGUGGCACCAAAGGCCUCUCAGGUCCAGCGACAGCAAUCUCGUGAGCCUGAAUCAUCUCAGGAUACCAGCUCCAGAUUCGGCAUCCCUCAGCCCAAACAAAACGAUCGACGUCCCCUCAAGCCGACUCGCGAAGCUGUUCAAAAGCCCAAACCGCCACAGCCGAUGUCUAUUCGGGUUGGCAGCACACUCUCCCGUCAAAUUCCCAUGGCAUCUUCCAGUGUUCGGGAGUCUACAGUUUCGAUGAUUGCCCCUCCAUCUGCCGCAAAACCAACUCUUAAGAAGAAGGGAAGCAACAACUCACUUCACACGGCUUCCUCUACGAGCAGCUUUAAGAGCACUGGUUCCAGUCAAACACAGGCUCAGCGUAAAGCUCAACUUGCUAGUGAGCGCAGAAAAGAGCAAGAGGACCGCCGAAAGGAGGAACAGCAACGCGAAAUGGACCGCAAGCGAGCUCAGCAGCAACAGGAAGAGGCUCGCCGGCAGAAUAUGCGCAGCCGCGCUGAAAGUCGGGCUGAAAGCCGUGCUGAGACUGAAAGAGAGCGCCGGGAGCCCUCCGCCCAGGAGGAUCCUGAAAAAGCAGCUCGUAUGCAGGCCAUUAGAAACCGACAAAUGGAAAACGCUCGGAAGCACGAAAGGCAUGGUAGCCAGCAGAUGAAAGAGGCUCCGGCUCUUCAACAUGAGAAGACAUCGUCUCAACCCCCUCAGCGCAAUGACCUCGGCGCUGCCCGGCCUCCUUCUCGUCUGGGGUCUAUGCAACCAUAUAGCAGCCGCAUCAACCCACCCGCACCUAAUCCUGCCAAACCUCUGAAGAGAGGCAUGGACGAGGAGGCCAAUCACCGACCCGCAGUCUCCAAGCCUGCCAACGUGCAUUCGACCGGCGAUUCCAAGCGCAGAAAGACAGAGGAUGAGCAUAAUCCAAUUCAACCCGUGCGAGCUCCUAUGCCGCCCCCCGUCCGUACCUCAAAUAUCAGAAAGCCCUCCAUCUUUGGACAUUCACAGUCAUCUAUGUCACACCAGUCCAAUCCUUCCUUUAACAAUGCUCAACCCCAACGACCUGCACACCCUAUGGGCCUGGCCAAGUACACCAAUGGGAAGAUUCCAUUUGCCGAGCCUAAUCACGCACCGCCACCUGCUUCCAAGGCCGCGCCUGGAUCUGCCCAGCGGGCCCCAGCCAAGCCGUCUCCCAAGUACCCCAGUGGUGAAAGCAUCCACUUGCCAGAGAUUGCCACCGAUAGCGAAGACGAAGACGACUCUGAUUCUGAGAUGUUCCCCGUUCCCGAUUGGGCCCAACCCAAACAUCUAGAGGGGCUUCUUCGCCAGCAGGACGGCAUGGAAGUUGACUCCAUCUUUGGGCCGAUUGCGCCAUUCUCCAUGGAGGAUAACUUCAAGGGUGAUAAGAAGAUCAAGAAAUACCGUGAGCGUACCAGCAGUGCAAACUGGUCCGGUCCCGACGGACUUACCCAAGAGGAGAUCCGAAAGGAUCUUGCUGAGCGACAGCGCUUACGACUCAAUGGCGGCUGGCGAUUCAACAGCAGCACCUAG
Messenger RNA from Penicillium nucicola, 3813 nucleotides. RefSeq lists its product as uncharacterized. Bases 1 to 3813 code for a protein of 1270 amino acids. The transcript has 4 exons. Lineage: Eukaryota; Fungi; Ascomycota; Eurotiomycetes; Eurotiales; Aspergillaceae. The record is from RefSeq and is a predicted model, not a curated record.